AUGCCUCAACUCAACCAUAUCUGCAAUCAGGUGGCAAUCCCUAUCCUUUAUCGAAAUCUUAUCCUUAAAUUCAGGGACAUCCAGACCCUGGAGGCUGCAUUAUCACAGGUGAAAGAAGCUCCCCGGGGAAGCUAUUUCAAGAAAUAUGCCAGGAAGCUAUCCGUUGUGUGCAUGGACUUACCAGAAGACUGUGGAACCGAGCAAGUCCAAGGAUGGGAGUCGGAGCCAUGGGCGAUUAGAAAAGCAACCGAGCACAAGCCGGCGACGCGAAAAGGCUUUUUGGAGCAUUAUAUGACCUCUUGCUUCUCGCCAAGUGGCGGAGUCAUAUUUUCGAAUGUUCCGAGUCGCAGGGCCCUUCGCAAAACCCGAAACUGGGCACCGGUUGUGUCACUCAUCGCUAACUUAGACCGCCUUGAACAAUUCAACUUUGUCGCGUGCAGCGACUUCACUACCAGCCUGAUGCAAGCCUUUUCACGCCAUCACCCUUAUUGCGAGAUCAAUAUCCUCAACAGACAAGAAGUUGGAUACAACCUACCAAAUCCAGAAGUCUGGAACAAGGUUAUGGGGGGCUGUGAGUUCGAUAUGGAUACCCUCCAGCUGCCGGGCCUUCACACACUGGUCAUGUCUCUUCCUCGAGAUUCCAAGCGACCGAAGGGAUAUCAGGAGCUUAGCGAGGUCUUUCCUUUCUUAUUCACUAGCCCGGGGUUGAAGCACCUUUGUUUUGAGAGCAAUCAGAAUUUAAAUACAUCCAGCCUCGAAAUGAUGCGAGCGACAUGGCAAAGCUUGCUUGAUACAAAUUAUCCUAAGCCAAUAACCCAGCUGGAAUCCCUCUCAGUCGACACCAACGGAAUUCAAGGAGGUUUUCUUCACGAAUUAGCCGCCGCCGGAAAUCUUUCUCAACUUCGCACAUUGGAUAUUGGUUGGAUUAUCGAUCCAGCAAGUCUAGCCAGAACUGCUGGGCUAUUUCCAAAUCUUGAGAGACUAUUCAUUGAUCUUAUCCACCGGAAUCCGCCCGUUGUUAUCAAGACUGACAUUGAAGAAUCAAUUGCUGGGAUACUGGCCGUCCGCCCUUUGAGAUAUCUUUACAUUAGGGGCCUCCGUAGUGUCGAAAGCUUGGAAAGGAUCAUUCAACACCAUGGUCCGUCAUUGAAGGGACUAGCACUAGUGCCGGCCGCCGGCAAGCUCCACGAGUACCCGAGGCUUGAUUCUUCCGAGCUCCAUGAAAUGGCGAUUCGUUGCCCGAACUUGGAAGAAUUGCGUUUUCAGGUCCCAAGGUCUGGAGGUAAUCAAGCAGAGUGCGAGAUGUACAAAGCUUUUGGCAAUUUCCGCAAUCUCCAAAGAAUAUUUCUGGAUCUAGACUUUGAUGCUCGGCCAAAGAUACCACCAAUGGGCAGUCAUGUAACAAAAGAUCUCGACGUCCUCCGACAAACGUUCAUAAAUGCGGCCAUGGAUGAAAACUUGGCUCUCCAGAUUUGGAACAUGAUCAAAAUUAGGAAUUCCAGUUUGAAAGACCUACGCCUUCUCCCAUUCGGAAACCAACGUUUUGCUCCCGAUGAGCGUUAUUUGCUCUUCUGUUGUGCACGAUCAUAUUUACUCACGCAUUAUAACCUUGAGAAACCUGGAUUUCCGGCCAUAGAACAAAUUGGGAAAAGGGCAUGGGAGGUAAAACGAGCGAGAAAUGAGACCAUUGUGGCUGAUGUCAUCCGUGAUGGAGAGCUCUUUCUCUCCGAUGGAGUUACAUCUGUUCUUCACGAGAUUUGGCCCAGGGUGCACAAACAGAGUGACUGGUGGACCUGUUGGACUAGCUUACCUUUGCAACCAGACAGCGAAAUCAUUGAUGAAUGUAUCGAAGCAUGA
This is a messenger RNA of Penicillium angulare, 1857 nucleotides long. RefSeq lists its product as uncharacterized. The record is from RefSeq and is a predicted model, not a curated record. Lineage: Eukaryota; Fungi; Ascomycota; Eurotiomycetes; Eurotiales; Aspergillaceae. The transcript is spliced from 2 exons. Bases 1 to 1857 code for a protein of 618 amino acids.